Molecule: messenger RNA, 1460 nt
Organism: Clunio marinus
Lineage: Eukaryota; Metazoa; Arthropoda; Insecta; Diptera; Chironomidae
Source: the annotation of a GenBank genome assembly
GACAGUUCAGAAAUUUUUUUCGUUGGAAAGUUUGUUUUGAUUUUUCGCAAAUAGAUGAAGCAAAUAAAAUAAAAUGUCGCUAGUUAUAAAGAGUUUUGCUAGCUUAAAACUAUUUCAAAGAAUUGCUUGUUCACCGGUUAACAGUGUGAGGUUCAUUGGAGAUGUUGGUCAAUCAGGCGAUGUAAAUAUAUUCGAUGUUUUUAAUACGAAAAGAAUUCAGAAAGAGAGAUCGGCAAAAAGAGAUGAUGCUGAAACGUACGAUUAUGUUAAAGAAGAGAUCGGCUUUCGUCUAUCUGAUCGUUUGUUUGACAUAAAGAAAGAAUUUGAAAAUGGAAUUGACUUGGGUGGUGGGCGAGGAUAUCUAUCAAGACAUAUUUUAUCUGAAACCGUGAAAAAUUUAAAGAUUUAUGACAUUAGUCCAACGAUGCUUGAACAAGCGUAUGGAACACCAGGAAUAAAUAUUGAAAAGCAUUUGCUUGAGAAAGAGAUUUUAGACCUUCCAUACAAUAGUCACGAUCUUGUUAUAUCGAAUCUUACUCUACAUUGGUUUAAUGACUUACCUGGUAUAUUCAAGGCAAUAAAUAAUAUUCUGAAGCCUGAUGGAGUCUUUCUGGCGUCUUUGUUUGGAGGUGAAACAUUAUAUGAACUGAGAUCUUCACUUCAAUUAGCUGAAACUGAAAGACAAGGAGGACUUGCUCCUCAUCUUUCGCCAUUUACAAAAAUACGUGAUAUUGGAGCUCUAUUGAAUCGUUCUGGCUUUACAAUGCUCACUAUUGACACAGAUGAGAUGACAAUUGGAUAUCCAAGUAUGUUUGAGCUUCUUCAUGAUUUGAAAGCUAUGGGAGAGAGCAAUGCUGCUUUUAAUCGUCCUCUCAGAAUCAAUCGAGAUGUUCUUCUAGCAGCUUCAGCCAUUUAUGAUGAAAUGUACCCAAAAAAGAAUCCAGAGACAGAUGAAAAAGGAAUUCACGCAACGUUUCAAUGGGGUAUUUCAUCUCAAAAAGAACGAAUACGGAAGAACAAUAAUCACAUAACAAAGAGUCUUAGAAUUGUCAUGUGACGUCUUCAAUUGCGUUUUUUUCAAGCCUUUAAAAAACUCGUCGCUUAUCUGCCUAUUUUACUUUGUCAGUGAUUGGAAUGUGGUUAUAAAAUGAAAGAUUUAUUACGAAAUCUGAAUUCUUAUCUUUAAACAGUGUGUCAAUAAUAAAACUAAAAAUAUAUGCAGAUAGAUUUCGACUCAAUCUUAAAAGAUUUCAUUUUUCAAAAGACUUUGAAAUUAUACGUAUUGAGUAUGAGUCACAUUAUGAAUCUUGUAAAUAACUCUAUUUGCCAACGCAUGCAAUUGUAAUGUCAGGAAGCUCCCCAAUUCUCAUGCUAUUGUUUGGAGGUUUUCUUUUUAUUUCUCAAACGCACCUUGUUUAAGGCCUGGCCUGGCCCAAAGAUAAACUCCAAUUUUCAAUCAA